This is a messenger RNA of Arachis ipaensis, 726 nucleotides long. RefSeq names its product TPD1 protein homolog 1-like. Lineage: Eukaryota; Viridiplantae; Streptophyta; Magnoliopsida; Fabales; Fabaceae. The record is from RefSeq and is a predicted model, not a curated record. Gene Ontology annotation, biological process: cell fate determination.
AUGGACGAAGAAGAGAAACCUCAUUCUCCUGCUCAAUCUCUUUCCAACGAUGACGAACAUUCUAUAAAAAAUCGCAUCAUUGCUAACCUCAAAGACUCUCUUUUGUCUCAGCUCGCUGAAUCCAACCUGUCCCUCUCCCUCGAAACACGCCAUAACUCAUCAUUCAUCUAUCAUUGUUGCAUCAACAACGACCUUAACAUGACAAUCACAAACUCUUUUACUUGUCCUCUUAUUAUCUUCCUCUGCUUCAUCACAAUAAUCCCCCUUGUGCUUUGUGAUGAUGUUGGAAAAAUAAUGCAUUAUUCAGGUCGUCAUUCACCCCAGAUUCUUCUUUCUUUCCAUCAACCAAAAAAUGGUUCAAGGCUUCCACAUCCCAUUUCAAGAAAAUUCAUGUUUCAUGGUUCUUGCACAAGCAAAGACAUAAGCAUAUCACAAAGCAAAUAUUCAACAUCUGGAAUCCCAGAAUACAUAGUGCAAAUAGUGAACACUUGUGUAUCUGGUUGUGCUCCUCAUGACAUACACCUUCAUUGUGGCUGGUUUGCAUCUGCAAGAAUCAUCAACCCAACAUUGUUUAAGAGGCUCUCUUAUGAUGAUUGCUUGGUCAAUGCUGGCAAAUCUUUGGCCUCAACUCAAAUCAUCAGAUUCACUUAUUCUAAUUCCUUCAUGUAUCCAUUAGUACUCAAGUCUGCUAGAUUUUGCUCAUGAUCAAUCCACAAUAUAUUAUAA